CCAAAAUCGCCUGCAGGAGCAAUAGCACAAUGGGGUAAAUCCGCAGAAUAGUAGAAGUGCUGGAUGAGAUCCAAUAGAAAAUCCCAGAGGGAAGGAACAUGACGACUGGGACAUCGCCCCAUAUAUCGACAUCCUGCCGGACGUAUCCUCGCAGAGAAAGAAGCAGAACCACCGGAACGAUCUCCGAUGAGCUCUCCACUGGGGGAUCACAGGACUCUACCUCCACCAGCUAUUUGGCAGCUAAAGCGGAGAUGGAGGAUGCGCUGGCUUCUAUAGGGAGGAGGAAAAAAAAGGCGCCCGCUAAGGGACAGCUGGAGAAGCCAUUGCCAGGAUGCUGGGCGACUUCCUGCAGCAUCAGGCGGAACAACCACGUUCCCAGCCCAACUCCGACUUCCUUUAGGUCCAAUAUGCUAUCGGCAUUCGGAGCUAAACUGCAGAUGGCGCGGAAAAGAUGGCGAGGCAUCCGUGAGACGAGAAGGAACCUUUUAAUUAUUAACAUACACAAAUAAAAACAUUCGUUGAACAUUCCA
Molecule: messenger RNA, 530 nt
Organism: Drosophila subpulchrella
Lineage: Eukaryota; Metazoa; Arthropoda; Insecta; Diptera; Drosophilidae
Exons: 3
Coding region: 99-509 (136 amino acids)
Source: RefSeq, a predicted model, not a curated record